UACUCAAAACACCCCUCCUUUACUUUUGCUACACAUUUCAUCCUCCAAAUCUUCUCAACCUCUUGUUUCUUUCUUUCCUUUCUUCUAUCUGAAACUCAUCACACUCACUCUCUUAUCUUUCUUUACCUUGUUGAUGUGAUUUGGUUUUUCUCCAUAAGAGAAAAAGAUUCAAAGAGAGAAACCAUGGUUUUUACUUCAAUACCAGCAGCUUAUCUUGAUGCAGCCAACUGGCAGCAGCAGCAGCAGCAACAGAAUCAUCAUCAUCAUCAACAACAACCAGAAAACGGCGGUUCCGGUUCCGGUUCGGUCUCUCAACAACUUUUUCAGACACCACCACCACAAGCAUCACAAACACAGCCUCAUGGAGCUGGUAGCGCCGGCGCAAUUAGGCCGGGAUCGAUGUCCGACAAAGCAAGAAUGGCGAACAUGCCUAUGCCGGAGACGGCGCUGAAAUGUCCGCGCUGCGAAUCAACCAACACGAAGUUUUGCUACUUCAACAACUACAGCCUCUCUCAGCCACGACACUUCUGCAAGACUUGCAGAAGGUACUGGACGAGAGGGGGCGCUUUAAGGAACGUCCCGGUUGGGGGAGGCUUCCGGAGAAACAAAAGAAGCAAAGGAAGUAACUCGGCCAAAUCUCCGGCGAGCUCCGAUCUUCAAACCGGUAGUGCUAGUUCAACAAACUCAAUCACAUCUCAUAACAACCACUCAUCCGCCUCGGGCGAUAUAUUAGGCCUUACACCUCAAAUGUCAUCAUUGAGAUUCAUGACACCAUUACACCAUAAUUUCAAUAACCCUAAUGAAUUCGGAGGCGGCGAUCUAGGGUUAAACUAUGGAUUUAGCUACAUGGGAGGAGGAGGAGGUGGAGGUGAUCUAGGAAGUUCUUUACUUGGUGGAAAUGGUAACUCAAUUUUAUCUUCAACAAAUGGUUUGGAACAAUGGAAGAUGCCUAUGCCUAUGGCUAUGUCUAUGCCUAUGCCUAUGCAUAUGUCUAUGCCAAUGACUCAUCAUCAACAACAUCAAUUUCCAUUUUUGACCAACUUAGAAACUUCAAAUGGAAACUUAUACCCUUUUGAAGGAAAUGUUCAAAACCAUGAGAUGAUGAUAUCAAAUAGUGCAUACAUGAGGCCAAAGGUAACUUCAACUUCUGGAAUUAUGACUCAACUAGCUUCUGUGAAGAUGGAAGAUAGUAUCAAUAGAGGCUUCUUGGGAAUCACCAGCAACAAUAAUAACAAUAAUAAUAACAACAAUCAAGGAAGUGAACAAUAUUGGAAUAGUGCUGUUAUUACUGGCAAUUCUGUAGCUAAUUGGAAUGAUCAUGUUUCUGGUUUUAGUUCUUCUUCAAAUACUACUAGUAAUAACCAGAUGUAGAAUUUCAUAGUGUUAUUGUGUGUGUGAAGUGAAGCUUCUUGUUUUGGUUAGUGUGGCUUCAAUUUUAGUAACUUAAAGAGAAAAAUUAUCUUCUUUAGAUCAACUAAAAACCCUAGGGAUUUAGGUUUUCUUUAUUUCUUUUUUUUGUAAUUUUGAUUUGUUUUUUAUUUUUAUAUAUGUUCUCUUUAAUAGUUUUUAGUUUUGCUUUGUAUGAGAAGGUUGAAUAUAUUUAUAUAGUAACAUUAUGAGUUCAAAGGAAUGAAUAUUAUCAAUAUUUU
Vicia villosa (hairy vetch) is the source of this 1649-nucleotide messenger RNA. RefSeq names its product dof zinc finger protein DOF2.4-like. Lineage: Eukaryota; Viridiplantae; Streptophyta; Magnoliopsida; Fabales; Fabaceae. Gene Ontology annotation, molecular function: DNA-binding transcription factor activity; DNA binding. Bases 184 to 1371 code for a protein of 395 amino acids. The record is from RefSeq and is a predicted model, not a curated record. Gene Ontology annotation, biological process: regulation of DNA-templated transcription. The transcript is spliced from 2 exons.